AUGGUGAGAAACCAUAUUUCACAGUAUCAUCUGUCAUUCAUAGCUCUAAUUGAAACCAAAAUUAAGGAAUCAUUACUGGAUGCCACUGCAAAAAAGAUUGCAAAAAAUUGGAAAUGGUUGUCAACUGUAAGAGGAUCUGAGAAAGCUAGAAUUCUUAUCCUUUGGGAUCAGAAUUUUUUUGACAUUCAGGUGAUCAAAAUUUCAGAUCAGCAUAUUACUUGCUAUAUGAAAUCAUUGGAUGGUAGACUUAGCUGCAUUGCUUCAACAGUCUAUUGUUUUAACAGAGAGGAAGCUAGAAAAGAGCUAUGGGAAGAUCUUAAACAGAUAUCCCAAAAAAUUAGGAAUGUUCCUUGGAUAAUAUGUGGAGAUUUUAAUUGCUUACUGAGCAAUGAAGAAAAGCUUGGUGGUAUAAAUCUAACAGAGGCUGAUACAAAAGAUUUCAAGAAUUUUAUUGAGGAUUGCAAUCUCAGGCACUUAAAAACUCAGGGAUGUUUUUAUACUUGGAAUAACAAACAAGAUGCAAAUUCAAGGAUCUGGUGUAGGUUGGAUAGAGCUUUGAUAAAUGAUGCAUGGAUUGAUGAAUACAUUUCUAGUCAUGUGGAAUUCAUGCUCCCCAAUCUAUCUGAUCAUUCUCCAGCCAUUGUUUCUGUUUAUGAUGACUUGAAACAGGGAAAGAAGCCUUUCAAAUUCUUCAAAAUAUGGACCAAGCAUGAAAAUUACAUUCCCACUGUUUCAAAAAUCUGGCACACUCCUGUUCAAGGCUAUACUAUGUACUCAGUUUAUGCAAAGCUCAAAAUGUUGAAGAAGGAGUUAAUAGAUCUGAACAAGAAACAUUUUCAUAACAUUAGUGAGCAAGUGCAAAGAGCAAAAUUUGCUUUAGAAGAUGCUCAGAGAAUUCUACACUCUGACCCUCUCAAUUCUGAAUUUAUUGCUCAUGAGAAAAAAUGCAUCCUCACAUACAAUAAGCUCCUUGAUUGUGAACUGUCUUUUUAUAAGCAGAAGGCCAGGAUUAACUGGAAUAAUUUUGGCUCUCUACAAUAG
This is a messenger RNA of Asparagus officinalis (garden asparagus), 1041 nucleotides long. RefSeq lists its product as uncharacterized. The coding region runs from base 1 to 1041 and encodes 346 amino acids. The transcript is spliced from 2 exons. Lineage: Eukaryota; Viridiplantae; Streptophyta; Magnoliopsida; Asparagales; Asparagaceae. The record is from RefSeq and is a predicted model, not a curated record. Gene Ontology annotation, molecular function: catalytic activity.